Messenger RNA from Parathielavia appendiculata, 2055 nucleotides. RefSeq lists its product as uncharacterized. Gene Ontology annotation, cellular component: nucleus. Gene Ontology annotation, molecular function: DNA-binding transcription factor activity, RNA polymerase II-specific; RNA polymerase II cis-regulatory region sequence-specific DNA binding. The transcript is spliced from 2 exons. The record is from RefSeq and is a predicted model, not a curated record. Bases 1 to 2055 code for a protein of 684 amino acids. Gene Ontology annotation, biological process: regulation of transcription by RNA polymerase II. NCBI's taxonomy places the organism in Eukaryota, Fungi, Ascomycota, Sordariomycetes, Sordariales, Chaetomiaceae.
AUGACGCCACGACCGACGACUGCCCCGGCCCGACCGACAGAACCCCAGGACGAGGCCGCGACACCCACCCGGGCGAGCUUCGGCGCCGGCGCGCUCGCGUCACAGAGGCCUUUGCCAACCUCGCCGUUUCCCGAAUCGGUGCAGGUCCCCGAACCCACGACGCCCGCGCGGAAGAGAGAACACUCACAGCAUUCGAGGACAUCCAAGGAGCCCGAUGACGUAGACAUGGACGAUUCGGAUGGGGAUGCACAUGCCGUGGACGACGGUGCUGCUUCAGACGAGGAAGAAACCGUCAACGCGGACGGCACAAAAUCCAAGAAAAAGAAGUCGCAGAGGUUCUACUGCACCGAUUAUCCGCCAUGCAAUCUUAGUUUCACCAGAAGCGAGCACCUGGCUCGCCAUAUCAGGAAACACACGGGCGAACGUCCCUUCCAAUGCCACUGCUCUCGGCGCUUCUCGCGCCUCGAUAAUUUGCGGCAGCAUGCCCAAACCGUACACAUCAACGAAGACAUUCCCCUGGACUCGCUUGCGGCUACGGGCACGCGGUUUCAAAGGCAGAUCAGGACAGAAAGAGUGCGCCAGCCCGGGAGGGCCAGAGCAUCGACAUCGGGCAGUAUUGGGCCGGGAGGACGAGGGCAUUCAAAGUCGUUGUCCACGUCGAGUAUCACAAGCGUGAGCUCAAUAGCUUCCGGCUACGGUGGUACCGAUUCCCGUCGCAGGCCCCCGCCCCUCGUCAUGGCGGAUCCCCGAGCCCGUCUGCCGCUCGAGUCAUUGCGUGGGUCUGAUGGGCAGUUUUACAGACCACCGUCCCCGGGCGACUUCAGCACGCCAACUUCAGCGACGUUCUCCACCGGCCAGAACAGCCCCCGCUGGGGUACUGUCAUGUCGCCCAGCCCGUCCCAUUCGCGACCGCAUAGCAUGUAUGCUGGUUCGAGAACCCCUGGCCGUCGAUUGAGCGUCCCGUCUGGCGGUAACCCGUUCCAGUCGCCACAUGGGCUUGGCCUGAGGGGUCCACCCUUUGGCACCCCAUCGCUCAACUCAUCUACUGCGGGAACAUUCUCACCCUCCCAAGGCAGUUUACUGGCGUCGCCCACGGCAUCAACGUCGACAUGGUCCAGGCGGGAAUCCUUUUCGUCGGCAAAUGACGAAGCAUGGCGCAGGCGCACCUGGCACCCUGACACACGCGACUACAAUGGAGCAAGCAGGCUCAGCCAGGUCAUCACACCCUCCGAGUUCCCCCCGGACACUGUCACACCACGCACUCCGAAUUCCGUCAGCCAGCAACCGCCGCUGCGGCUCCCUGGUAUUGAGUCCUUCGACGAGAUUGCCCCUCUUCCGCCGCCGCGCAACCCUUCCCCAAUGAUGGUCGAUUCCGAAGUUCGCAGACCACCACCGCCUCUAGUCGUGCCAAACUCAGAGUUUGGCGGGGACGAUCGGCGCGGUCUUGCCCCUCAGUGGGAUGUGAACUUGCAUCGCGGAUUGACCAGGUUGGACAUCAACACUCCGCCGCGGGAUAGCGCAGGCGCGUGGGCCAACGAAGCCAACCAGGCACUUUUUGCCCGCGCCGAGCAAACGCGGGUUAGGUUCGAACCUGAGGUGAAGACCGUGCCGGCUCCGCCCCCGCCGGUGGCGCCGGCAAACGUUCCUCCCAGCUACCUCGGUCUCCGCCAUCAGCACACCGUGUCUGCGCCUUCCUUCAGCAACCCCCGCGAAUACCGACGGCACGGAUGGUACAACGGGCCGCUAGCCGCGCACCCGGCCGGCGAGACCAUUCACGAAGGACGGCCCCAUGUAGACCGGAUUGUCCACCCCAACAUCAGCUCGUUUCAGGGUUUCCCAGCCCGCGAACAGCCGCCCGUGUUGCACCAGCAGCAGCAGCAACCCGGGCCGCCUCCGGUGGAACGGAUGGAGCGGGUCGAGAGAAUGGAGCGCAUGGAGCGGAUCCCCGAGCGCCCUCCGAAUCAUCAGCAGGCCGGGAGCCCCGAGUCGAUGAAGCGCCUUGAGGCGCUUGUCGCCGUGGCUACUGGCCAGGGGCCUGUCGCAACGGCAUACUGA